CAAGCUUUAUUCUGACCCUCCUAACACACGGAUCCCGAGCAAUCGGGGACCCGUUGGGAGCACAAGCGCGUGUUCAUAAACCCGCGUGGUCUCACUCUCCAUGGGCUGAGAUUACCUCAGCCCGUGUAAAGGAAACCCUUCUUUCGCGCUAGCUUCUUUUUUAUGCUUAGGUCGCCUUUUCUAAACUUUCUUCUUUGUUCAUUAGGCGACCAGAUGGCACCCAAGAAGAGUGCAUCCAAGAAGAGUGCUGGCAGCUCGUCUUCCCAGCAAGCCAGCAAAGGUAAAGAGAUGGCAACAGACUCCCCGAUCCCCAACUUUGGUCCCACCAUGGAGAAGGAGGUCGAGGUGGGGCCCGACGCCUUUUUUGAGGCCGAGAGGAUUGUCUCAAAGGUGACCACCCAGGGGAUUGGUGGACGCCCAGCCUCCCCUUGAGGGGGAGCGAAGCUGCGCGCCGCUCGACGAGGAGUACGCAGCCUGGAGCGAUGAACAUCUCAAGGCUGGGGCCUUUCUUCCCCUGGAUCAGUAUUUCACAGAUUUCUUAAAUUAUGUGAAACUGGCCCCCUUCCAACUCCCCCCUAACUCCUAUCAUCUGUUAGCGGGGUUGAAGUAUUUGUUCCUGAAGCAGAAAUGGGAGGUCCCCACGCCGCUGGACAUCAUUUACUUAUUUUGCCUCAAAGCCAGCCCGGAGCAACGAGGGCGAGGUGACGAGUUCUACUACCUGACCCGUUUUCCCAAUUCGUCUGCGAUCAUCAAGCUGCCCAGCCACCCCAAUGACUUCAAGGAUCAAUUCUUCAUGUCAAAGGGGUUUCACAAUUGCGAAUUCCAUUAUUUCAACUGUCCUCGUAAGUCCCUUCUAACUUUAGCUCGCUAGCUUGCCGCUAAUUAGUCUCUUUCCAUUCACUGCUGACUUAAAAACUAUCAUGCAGCUAUUUUCGUGAGGAUGCCUAAGUCAAUGACCCUUGGGGGUCAAUACGAAACCUUGGCGGGGCUCCCCCUAAGUGAAAAAGAUUACCGCCAGGUCGUGUCUGAUGAGACGAUGCUGGCGUGUAAGUUAAUUUCCCCGGGCCAGACUCUGGCUUUGAGGAGGCCUCGGACCAUCCCCGCUGCUCGUGAAAUGGCGCCCAUCCCCGAGGAGGAGGCCAUGGAUGAGGACGAGGACGAGGAGGAUGAGGUGCCCCUCGUGCGCCGAAAGCAGUCUCUGGAGGUCGCCCAGGAGGUUAAUGCAGAGAGGACCUAGUCCAGGGCAGCAGCCGGCCCCUCCGGCCAAGGUAACCCUUACUUAUUUUGGGACUUAGACAGGGGCAUCGCAGACCUAAGGCUUGCUAGGUUUAACCCCAGCCAACUCGUUCAUCGCCACCAAACAGACCAAGAUUGCAACAUCACUCUACUCCAGUGUGUUGACCAGCUCAUGUUGCAUUAUGACAUGGGCCGCCCUAGGGGUACUGUAGUAGUAGAUAAUACCUUGGCCUUUAGGUCGGCCUUCUUUGAGGAGUACGGGACCAAUCUUAGGUCGUGGCCCUCCCUUCUAGAGGGUGUAGUAGCUCCGGGUGUUAGGCAGUAUGUAGAGGAGUCUAGUCCUGAGGCGGAUCCUGAUCCAAAACCUCUUCUCACCCGUGAGGUCAUUAUCUUAUACUCUCUCAAAGAAGCUCCGGGGCCGGAGGUCGUGACAAUAAAUUCCUCCUCUAGCUCGGAGUGUAGGACCUUUUUCUAUACAUACUUUAGCUUUUUUGUUAUCAAAGUAUUUUUACAUGCAUAUUAAUGCUUUGAUGUCUUUGUUUCAGACGAGGAGAUGACGCAGCCCGGGGAAAACGAUUUGCGAAAUAUGUUCCAGGGGGGGAACCCUUCCUCCGAGCCCUUGGUGAAGAGGCUCCAGAUGGCGAAGAAAGUUGCUGGGACAUCCUCCUAGUCCCCGGCCAAGGGGAAAAACCACGGUCCUCCUGCCACUGAAAAAGUGCCUCCACCCCCUCCUGCAGUAGAGAAGAUGGCUCCACCUCCCCUGCGACCUCCCGUUUCUACCCAGGAAUAAGAGGUGCCGACUGGGACCAUGGCGGCUCCAGCUCCAACAGUGCGCAUCCCGGUCAACACUCAGGCCCUGGAGAAGAUCCCCGAGGCCUUUCGAGGGACGAUUUACGAAACCGCGAGCUACACGGUGGAUCACUAUUACAACUCCACUCUGAGGGACUUGCAGGAGAUCGAGACGAGGAUCCCUAAGAAUGUGAUGGAGUCUUCAAUGGGGAUGACCUUCACGGUGGUUUUGGCUCUUCACCGAAGCAUAUCCUGGUCUAGGGCCAGGCUUGAAGAGAUCAAGGGCGAGCAUCAUGCUACCCUGGCCGCCCUCGCGUCCGCCCAGCAACAGGAGCAGGAUGAAAAAGCCGCCCGGGCGACGGCGCAGGCCGAGCUGGAGGCAUGUCGAUCCAAGCUGCUGGUGGCCGAGUCUACCAAGGUCGCCCUAGUCACCGCGAAGGUUGAGCUUGAAUAAGCUAAGGCUGCCCUUGUGGCAGAGAAGGCGUCUUCCAUCGCCUCCAUGGAGACUAUGCUGUUCCAUUGCUGGGCCUUCAAACCGAAAGGUGACUUUUCCUUCCUGGGGACGGAGGUAUGGGAGUCCUUCUUGGGGUUCAAAGCUCGCCUUCAACAAGAGGCGCCCUCCGAGACUGGGGAGACUCCUACUGCAACCGAGCAGGAUGGCAAGGGGGUGACUUCAUCAGAGCGGCC
Molecule: messenger RNA, 2712 nt
Organism: Humulus lupulus (European hop)
Lineage: Eukaryota; Viridiplantae; Streptophyta; Magnoliopsida; Rosales; Cannabaceae
Exons: 2
Coding region: 2045-2479 (144 amino acids)
Source: RefSeq, a predicted model, not a curated record